GUUAGAGGAAAUCUGGAACUUAGGUUUGGUUUGUUCUCCAGUGGGCCUCCUUCUUUCAAUCUUGUCUCAUUUAAACAGUUUCUUGGAUUUUUGAAGAGGAAAAUAACUCAGAGAAGGAUGGAGCUGACAUGGGCAGGAGCUCUGCUUCUCCUCUCUAUACUUAUUACCCUUUUCUCUUCCUUCCAAAUGUACAAGAAAAAAGGGCAGUUGCCCCCAGGACCUACUCCGUGGCCUUUUCUGGGGAACCUUUUGCAGCGAGAUGUACUACCUCUGAGCAAAUCCUAUAAAAAGCUGAUUGGAAAAUAUGGUUCUAUCUUUACCAUCUGGAUUGGAUCAAAACCACAGGUUGUGCUCUGUGGAUAUGAGAUGAUAAAAGAUGCUUUGGUAGAUCAUGCGGAAGAAUUCAGUGGACGUAUUAUUACACCCAUGACCAAGCGAAUAUUCCGUGAUCAUGGUAUGAAUACCUCCGAUCAGAACAGAUGGAAGGAGAUGCGACGGUUCACACUGACCACCUUGCGAGAUUUUGGGAUGGGGAAGAAAAGAAUGUCCGAGAGGGUGCAGGAGGAAGCCCUUUGUCUAGCGGAGGAAGUGGGCAGCAUACAAGGGCAACCUUUUGACCCAAGAAGAAGAUUUACAAGUGCUGUUUCUAAUGUGAUCUGUGCAGUCGUCUUUGGCCAUCGGUUUGAUUACAAAGAUCAAACCUUCAUGGAAAAUCAAAAGAUUAUGGAAUCUCAAUUCGGUUUCUUUAGUAGUUUCUUAGGAAUGCUGUAUAAUACUUUUCCGAAAAUAAUGGAACACUUUCCUGGGCAACACACCAAGAUUUUUGCUGAUACUAAAAAACUCUGCGACUUUAUCCAUGAGAAAGUGGAUUUCCACCGGAAGACAUUGGAUCCUCAGAAUCCCCGUGACUAUAUUGACUGUUUUCUUAUCAAGUCAGAGAAGCAGCAGAACUCAUCUGAGAUUAUCUACAUUCCUGAAAACCUUGUGCAUUCUGUGCUUGAACUCUUUUUUGCUGGGACAGUAAGCAUAAGCAACACUUUGCUCUUAAGCUUCCUUGUGGUGGCCAAGUUGACGCACGUUCAAGCUAAGGUGCAACAGGAGAUUGACGAGGUGGUGGGUGCAAACCGCACUCCAAGCAUGGAAGACCGGUUGAAGAUGCCUUUCACAAAUGCCAUUAUCCAUGAGGUUCAACGGUAUCGGAAAGGGAGCCUUGAGAACUUUCCACGGGCAACAACAUGUGACACAACAUUCCGUGGUUACAACUUUCCCAAGUACACGGCUGUUUCUACAAUGCUCACCUCUGCACAUUUUGACCCUCUCCACUGGGAGACUCCAGAGAGGUUCAAUCCAGAUCAUUUUUUGGAUGAAAAGGGCCAAUUCAGGAAAAGAGAUGCUUUCAUGCCAUUCUCAGCAGGGAAGCGGGCCUGUCCGGGGGAGGCCCUGGCUCAGAUGGAGCUCUUCCUGUUCUUCAGCACUCUGCUCCAGAAAUUCACCUUCCAUCUUGUUGGGGACACUAAAGACAUGGAUAUAACGUCUUUGUACAUGGACUUCAGAAAUAAGAAUCAAUACCCCCUUAUACGAGUGGUUAAACGUUCAGCAUGAACACUAAUCAAGAGAAGGAAGGAAGGGGAGGUUUUGAAAAAAAAUCUCAGCUGCAAUUUUUUAGAAAGUAUUUGGGGAUAUUAAGGAAUUUUGAGUGAAACAGAUCUAAAAUACUUUCCCUUUCAAAUAUUCCUACUUAGUAAAGGCAUAUUCACUGUACAUAAAAGACACUCUUCUGGCAUUCAUGAGAAUUUAUUAUAGCAUGCUGGGUUUUAGGAAGCAUUUACCUAGAGAGAAGAGAUACUCCAGGGGCCUCAUUUAGCUGCACAGAAAAGAUCUGAUAACAUUACAGAUACUUUAACACAGGAACAAUAUGACUGUGAUGUGUGAUAUUGCAUACAAUUUGGCAUUAAGGCCAUGCAGUGCUUCAAAUUCAGUUUCCAACAAGAUGCUUCAGAGUACAAAGGACUAUGGUGAUAGCACCUCUCUGUAGAACCUUAAAGCAGCUUUGUCUUUUUCUAGGAUGACCCUGAGCCUUCGAUCUAUAAAUGGGAAAAAAUGGGAGAAACAGUUGAUGCUUUCAAUAUAUUUUCUCUGAAUUAUAGACUUCCAAAUGAAAUAUAGAAUUCCAAAUGUA
Messenger RNA from Python bivittatus (Burmese python), 2179 nucleotides. Its product is annotated as cytochrome P450 2B4-like. Lineage: Eukaryota; Metazoa; Chordata; Lepidosauria; Squamata; Pythonidae. The record is from RefSeq and is a predicted model, not a curated record. Gene Ontology annotation, cellular component: intracellular membrane-bounded organelle; cytoplasm. Gene Ontology annotation, biological process: xenobiotic metabolic process; epoxygenase P450 pathway. Gene Ontology annotation, molecular function: oxidoreductase activity, acting on paired donors, with incorporation or reduction of molecular oxygen, reduced flavin or flavoprotein as one donor, and incorporation of one atom of oxygen; heme binding; arachidonate epoxygenase activity.